AUGCCGCUGGGAGCGCCGGUGAGACAGCCGGACAGCUUCCUCACAAUCGAGCAGGCACUGGAACAGCCAACUCAAAAGACCGUCAAUGUUAUCGGCGUAGUUAGCGAAAUCCUGCCAAUGAAGGAUUCCAACGGCAGUGGUAGGCGUUCAUUUGCCCUCGUAGAUGCACCCGCUAACCAUCUCAUGGACAUGCAAUUCGCUAUCCAGCUACAGGACAAGUCCGUCGCAACCAAGCUUCAUGAGGGCCGCAGUAUACGAGUAAAAUGGUUCAUCAAACAUUAUAUGCCUCAGGCCCCACAGAUAGAGAACGUUGGCGACACGGUCAUUCUGCGAGGCUUCAAGGUCAUCAUCUUCUCGAACAAGCACCUCUUGCUAUCGUCGUAUCAAAGCGAAUGCAUAAUAUUCCCCCCGAAUGUCAUGCCCGACCCCCAUUUCAAUGACUCCUAUGCCUCAGGGCAGAUGCUCAACUAUUUGCGCUACCCGCAAACCGCCAAAGCGCCAACCUCAGAACAGCAAUUAUGGGCCAUCUCUCUUAGACAUGCCCUAUGCUCGAACUUGGCCACAGAGCCGACCGCCGUCGUAUCCGCAACGCCUAGACAAUCGUCUACGAAGUUCAGGCUUAUCAAAGACAUUGGCCCAAGUCAAUUCUUCGAUUUAGUCGUCGAAGUGGUCAAGUCGUACCCACCGACCUUUGAGAUGUACGUUACGGACUACACGGAAAAUACCCUCCUUUAUCGGUACAAAUAUCCCCACGAAGACCGAGGUACUAGCGUAGGCAGAGACGGUGAUCCUUAUGGUUUCACUGACGAAUUGCAUAAGAGGGAGUGGGCAGGACCAUUUGGCCAGAUGACUCUGCAGGUGAAGUUCUGGGACAACCAUGUUGAUUCCUUGCACAAGGUAAAGGAAGGGGAUUUUAUUCAACUGCAAAAUGUCCACAUCAAGAUGGAUGACCAUGGUAAAAAGAUUGAGGGCGCGUUACAUGGGGACAGACACCAUCCAGGACGCGUAUAUGUCACUAUGGUCAAGACGUGGGACCCUCGGGUCCGUGCAUUGAAGGAGCGGAAGCAGGCCUAUCUCACGGCAAUGAAAAAUCGAGAGCAACAAGGCCAGGGCAAGCAAUCACGCAAAGAGAAAAACAAGAAGAAAAAGGCAAUGGAACAAAAAGGGAAACAAACAGCGGCACAAUCAGAGAGCCCAGCAAACGAGGCAGACCACCUUGGGCCCAACUCUCAUGUCAAAUGCGAAAGGCCACAAGACCCAAUAGUUCGGCUGGCUGAUAUUGAAAACAACGAACGACGUCUGUAUAAGACACCAAACGGAGUGAGCUGUGAUCUGCCCUUCAUCAACGCAAUCUACAGAGCUCGGGUUCGCGUCGUCGACUUCUGGCCGGAGAAGCUAGAGGACUUCUCCAGAUCCCUGGAUGAUCCCGAGUUCAAUGACAUCCGUGAAGAAGGUCAAACACAAAGCUCAACGACUUACACAGCACUCUCAGCUGGUACUCAGCACUGGGAAUGGCACUUCUGCCUGUUGGUAGAAGAUGCAAAGCAACCUCCUGGAACCAAGAACCCUGUCAGGAUACCGCUCCUAGUAUUUGACAAGGCUGCGGAAUGCCUCCUUCGUCUUGAUGCCGCAGAUCUACGCAAGGAUAAAAGAACAUUGAACCAGCUUAAAAACAAGCUUUUCAUCCUAUGGGGGAAUCUGGAGGAAUUGAAGUCCGAAGGAGGGGAUCCGUUCGACGACGCCGUAGCGAAGCAGCACUCGAGCAAUGCAUUCGAUUGCUGUAUCAAAGAAACAGGCACUACGGCGGAGCCGGAGCUUGGAAAGGUAGGAUCAGGGGCACAGCCCAGUUUCCAAAGGAUCUACAAUCUUCAUGGCACAACAAUCAACGAUUGA
Lasiodiplodia theobromae is the source of this 1893-nucleotide messenger RNA. Its product is annotated as Telomere end binding protein. Gene Ontology annotation, biological process: regulation of telomere maintenance via telomerase; telomere capping. Gene Ontology annotation, cellular component: nuclear telomere cap complex. Lineage: Eukaryota; Fungi; Ascomycota; Dothideomycetes; Botryosphaeriales; Botryosphaeriaceae. The transcript is spliced from 4 exons. Gene Ontology annotation, molecular function: G-rich strand telomeric DNA binding; telomerase inhibitor activity. Bases 1 to 1893 code for a protein of 630 amino acids. The record is from RefSeq and is a predicted model, not a curated record.